Messenger RNA from Hippoglossus stenolepis (Pacific halibut), 5296 nucleotides. RefSeq lists its product as uncharacterized. Lineage: Eukaryota; Metazoa; Chordata; Actinopteri; Pleuronectiformes; Pleuronectidae. Bases 1007 to 2698 code for a protein of 563 amino acids. The record is from RefSeq and is a predicted model, not a curated record. The transcript is spliced from 8 exons.
AGCAGCAGGAGUGGUGUCCGUCCUGGUGGAUGUGGACGCUCUGAUCUCAAGUGUCACUGAGAGCAAAGAGUCUUUAAGACUCGUCCCACAAAAAGGAAGAGAAGAAAAGAACGACAGAAGAGGAUCUGAUCACCAGGACAAACUUUUUUCUUCUUUCUACAGGAUGAUCUAUUGCCUCCCUAACCAACACAGAGCCUGAAGCUGCUGCAGAAUAAAUCCUUCUCCACCCGAGGGACGAAUAAAGAAGAAGAAGAAGAAGGAAAGAACAACAACAAAAAAAGUGUUGCCUUUGGGGAGUGUUGGAUAUAUUACCCUGCUCUGAAGUCCAGAAGAAAAGAGGAAUAAAGAAAAACAAGUGAAGAGAGAAAAAAAGGGAAACAGGUUUCUCAUUGUCAGAUCAACCCAAAGAGGAUGUUGAGAUAUGUUGCAUCGACUCAGGUGCAAAGAAAAGUAGAUUUAAAGAUAAAAAUAGAGACAGAAUAACAGAUUUACUUUUCAUUUCAAAGGCAGAAAAAGGAGAAAUAAAGCUGAAAAGCAACAAGACAGGAGGAGAACGUUUUCUGAUGUCAUAGACCAACGUUUGUGAGAACUUCACCCUCUCAUGUCCAGAUAAAGAAGGAAGAGCGUGAAUACAGAAGACAGGUAAUUAGCGUGAAAAGUAAAGGACAUUUUUUUUUAAAAAUAUAUUAUUCUGGAAGAAAACAACUGGACGCAAAAACAGGAAAAGGACAAAAAAGCUCAAGUGAAGAGACAAAAGUGAAGGAAUAAUAGGAUACAGAGGAAAAGAGGAACAUCUGGGGAUAUAAGAGGAAAAAAGAGGACCAGGAGGUUUAGGGCAGAUACAGAGAAGAAAAGGAAUAAUCAAGAGAGAACAGAAAAAGGGAGAAAGGGAUAAACCAAGAGUGAAGAACAAAACAAGGACGAAUUAAAAGAAGAAGAACUGAGGAGGAAUAAUCACAAGUGAAAAUAUCAGACGUUAAAGAACAAGUAGAUCCCUGGUGUGAGAAUGAGGCUCCUGCUGCUUCUCGCUGCUCCGCUCAGCAUCCUCAGCCUCCAUGUUUCCGUCACGGCCUCCACAGGCAGCGUGAUGGUCCCGGACCGGCUGGAGCACUGGGUCCACUCCGGUCUCCAGUCUCUGCAGUGGGACCAGCUGGACCGGUGCCUCCGCAUGUCCUCACUCUCCGAGGCAGAGUGCAGGCAGCUCGCCCACCUCCCGCUGUCUGCCGUGGCCGUUUACGUGUCGGAGCCACGCACCACCGCAGGUUCCUCAGACAAAGUUGUGGCCAUCCUGCCGGACUCCUCAGGUGGGACAGUGAGCUCCAAACCUCGGGGAGGUUUCGGGGUCAGCCAGAUGCCGAAUGGAGGGGACGGUCCCUACAGACACCAGCAGCCUUUUCCUGGAUCCAUGGCCCACGAUGCCGUCCUGGUGCUGGAUCCGAGGCCCGGGGAAAACUUUGGACAUCCUGUGGUCCUCUUCUACUUGGACGUGAACAUGACAAAGAAGAGAUGUGCCCACCUGGACGGCAUUUACCUGGGUGAGGAGUGCUUGACUCUGGCUCUGAAGGGUCGUUGUCAGAACCAGCUGAAGCGUCGGCAAGCCGGGCCAGAGAGGCUCAUGGGUAACGGACACAGCCGGCUGGCAGGUGGGGCCCGUAUCAGCACCACUGGUGGCGGCCGGCUGGUAGAGCGGACCGUCGGAGGGCUCUGCGAAGUCCACUUCCUGCCGCUGGUUGUCGGGGUCGGAGACAGCAACCGAACACAGAGACUUAGAUGUGUGGACCACACAGAGUUUGCGAGGUGUCCUCAGCCGCUGCCGAUGGGCUCUCCAAGUUUGCCUGUCUCCAGCUGCGAGCUGAAUAAAAACACUCGCCGCUGCCACCAGCAGCCGCUCGCCACUCACCUCUCCUGCCGGCUCUACCAGACCUGUGACCACGCCGUGCUCAUAUCGGGUGGCUGGCAGCAACAGAUGACGUUCCAGCAUCACGUUGAAAAUCUUCAGGGGUUCUAUAAAAUGCUCCGGAACAAUGGCUUCCAUAAAGAUCACAUCAAGACCUUCUUUGCCAGCAGUGGACAACUUCCUGAGGACAUAGAGGGCGUGUACUCGGCAACAGAGAAAGCGGUGAUUCGUAACCACGUGUCGUACGUCUGCAGGAAGCAACACUGUGCCGACACACUGGUUCUCUACCUGAACUCGCCAACACGCAACGAUGGCACCAUGCUGCUGUGGGACGCCAACCUCAACGGCAUUGCUGAUCUGAAGGAGCGAUACUCGGUCAAUGAGCUGCUGGCCGACCUGGCCGGCUGCAGGGCCACUCGCGUCCUGCUCUUUGUGGAUCAGAGCUACAGUGGCGUUCUGUCCAAGAGGCUGCGAGGGUCCCAGAAACACCUCAACGUGGUCCUGAUCCCAAAGCAGCCGCGGCAGACCCACAACCACCACAACCAGAGGGUGAACAUGGGCUCGGAGGAUGGCAGCUGGUCCUACAUCCACCCUGCAAACUGCCUGCUGGACCACCUGGGGAAGGCUGCAGGGAUAUCUCAUUUGCUGGAGCCGUGGGCCGGCCUUCUGAACGUGACCCUGGCGGGCGCCCCCUGCAACGCCACGCCGCCGCUGACUGACGGGGAGAUGCGACGAGAAUACCAGGGCUGCCAGAACCUGCCGACCGCGCUGUGGCACCAGAAACACAGGCGGACCAACUGAGAGAGAGAGACACUGAGACUGACCAGGAGAGAGAGAGAGAGAGAGAGAGAGAGAGAGAGAGAGAGAGAGAGAUUUAUUAUGGACACACACACAAACACACACACACACAUACAAACAAACACACACUCACAGGACUCACACAAGGUGUUUGCGGUGUGUUGACUUAGGACUUAAGUUGCAGUGUGCUUUGUGGACACUGAAGUGUGUGUGUGUCCUAACUCUGAACUCGAAGACUGUAACCAUGGCGAUGACAGCUCAUCCCAAUGGGAGUGUCCUGAACGCCAUGUUGUGUGUGUGUGUUUGUGUGGGUGUAUGUGUGUGUGUGAGUUCAACAAGAGGACAACCACGCUUGGAGACUAUUGCUAGCUUACGCUCGGGUCAGUGUGUUUUUGCGCGUGCGUUUGUGUUUGUGUUAGUGUGUGUGUACGCCACAUCUCCUGGGCACUUUAACAUGUCAGAGCCAAUCAUCCGCCUCUAUUUUAAUCUUUACGACAUUUAUUACUUCUUCCUUCUUUUCCUUCAUUUUGUCCUUUGCUUUACCUUUUGUCUGCCACCUUCCUCCCACCGUCCCUCUCUUCUCUUACCUCCUUCUCACCUCCUUCUCGCCUCCUUCUUUCCUUCCUUUCCUUCCUUGCAUUUCUUAUUUCGCUCAGCUGCCUCCAUCUUUUCCCCUUCCUCUGUCGCUUUUUCUGACAUUUCUUUUUGUCUCCUUUUCAGUAUCUUUAUCCACUUUAUUAUCUCCUUCUCCCCAUUUAAAGUUAGAAUAAGAUGCUGGAAUUAAUUUGUCACAAGACAGCAAAAGGGACGAAACACUGAAACGUAAAAUGACUUUCCAUCCAUGUGUUGUGUGUAUUUGGGGUUUUUAUUUCACAAACUGACUAAAGUCUCCACUGUUGUGACACAUUUUUGGUCAAACUAAUACUUCCAACACCAACAGUGAGUUUUUUAUCUCAGUAUUCACAGUAUUUUUUUUCCACACUCCCCUGAUGUUUAUUCCGUAUAUUUAAAAUAUGAUUCUAUAUUGUUAUCAUGAAAAAACCAAAGCCAGCAGUGCAUUAGUCUGUCCAUCAAAACAUUUCAAGUUCCCGUCUAUCAUCCCUGAAACAGUUGGACUCUGACGUUUUCAGCAAACAUCACUCAAACAAUCAUGCAUGAAGAGGAACUAGUUUCACCUGUGGAUGAAAACACAUUUUAAACAUGUUUUAGUAUUUGUGGCGACAGGACUGAGUACACAUAGACUGUAAAUAGAGAUCGAGAGAUGGAGACAUGGUAGCAAGGGCCCACUUUUAUAUCAUUGAAUAAUUAAAUCCAAACGUAACACUUGGACAGAAACCAUCUUAGAGAAAAAUAUAGUUGACUUUUAAGUUUGGUUCAUGUCCCAUCUGCUUACAUGGAGGAGGCAGAGUUUAUGACCUAUAAUGCAGCCAGCCACCAGGGGGCGAUUGAGACAUUUUGGCUUCACUUUUGGUAGCUGUCACGUCGUCCAUGUUUAUGUACAGCCAAUGCGCCUGUGUUCAUCAUAAUGAGGCAGCAUGUGACAGUGUGGCUCAUUGAUUUAUAGAAGAUACUUCCAAGUUAUUGUUGAUUUUGGUCUUUUCACUGGAUUUAUAACAAAAAAAACUAAAAUAUCCUGAAAGAGAAAGCAACAGUGUCCAUAUGAAUUGAUAUUCAGUCAUUUUUCUGGAGAGGAGAGUCUCUACCGUAUAAGACUUUUUCAAUCAUUUGCAAUGUCAAUCAACGGCGCUGUGACAACCACAUAAGGUUUUUAACAAAUCCCCAGUUUACAUGAGAAGUGAGUAUUUGUAGCUACUUUCUUACAAGUCGAUAAUUCGAUAAGUCCCCGAUUUCAGAAACAGGAUUGACAAAUAAACUUAUGCCAUAAUGAAAUGAUGGCCAGCACUCCAGAAAAAUCUGGAUUUUACGUCCUAAUACCAGAGUGUCUGACGUCAGGAGGUUCACUUUUUUUAUAUGUAGAGGUGAAGGAGUUUUCAUGAGGAAGGACAGCAAGAUGGGCCGAGUCAGACGGGAAAUGACAGACAAGGAGAUUGGUUAGCAGCGAUCAUGAUUAAGAUAUGAAGCACUGAGACUGCCCUCGCUGCUACGCAGACUGUCUAUGGCAUUUUAAUAAAGACAUGUAAGUGUAUGUGUGUGUGUGUGUGGUCCAUCACAUGAAACAUGCACACGCUCUAACAUUAACCCAUCUCUACACUUACAACAUACGUGCUGGCUUUGCUGGAUCUUUGUGAUUUUUCUCUGUGCAUUACCUCCUGUCAUGUUUUAGUUUUCCUCGCAGUAACCACACAGAUCAUGAGCCACAGUCCAGAGUGCAUCUCCUUCCCUCCCCGCUGUGUUUCAUACUGAUGUUUCCUCAUUGUACUGAUUUUACUAUAGAGAUUUGUUUAUUCAAGCGACAGAGGUUGAACUUUCCAGUUUGCCGUGCAACAUUUUUGAAACGAAACCUCGUCCAACGAGUCGACAUGUGCAUAUUCACAGUUUGUGUAAUGAUCUGUACAGAAUACGAGAUGUAAUUUAGCUGAAAUGUUUCUAGUUGCAUGCAGCAUCACAAAAUCUAGUCAAUAAAAAAACUUUUAGAAAGCA